AUGCCUGGCGAGAACAGGAACAUGCCCGAGCCCCCGGCGGUGGCAGCGGCUCAGUCGGCGACCUCUGACGAUGGAUCGCAGAGGCCGAGGAGAGCUAGGACUAGCAAGCCAAAGGUCAAGACGGGCUGCAACAAUUGCAAGCAACGAAGGAUCAAGUGCGAUGAGAAGCGGCCGGCAUGCACGCAGUGCGUUCGAUCCAAGAAGGUGUGCACAGGCUACCCGCCCCCACCGCGAGCCAAAGUCUUUGAGGAAGUCAGGAUUGCUCCGAGGCCCAUCGCCAACAUAGGUCCCAUAUCGCCUGCGACCUCGACAGUCGCCCAAAUUGCCCCAGCACGGCUAUCUGUGCAGGUGGCUCCUCUUCAAGCGCGGAAGGCCUCACCACCACGCCGCAUCACACCUCCCCAGACGCCUGUUGCCCAGAGGUCCUUGGUCUCAUUGACAACACAUCGCCCCAGCAUCAACCUCCCCUUCAACCCCCAGGAUGGCCUUUACUUCCAGCUCUUCCGGGAACGGACCGCCAGUGAGCUCUCGGGUUUCUUUGACUCGUCAUUCUGGACGCGCAGCGUACUGCAGGAAUGCCAUACGGAGGAAGCCAUUCGGUAUGCCGUGGUGGCCCUUGGGGCUCUUUAUAAAACUUUGGAGAAGAUGACCGAGUCUCCACCCGCGUCGCCGAGUGAUGGUACCGAUCCGGCAGACAACGCAAGGGCGCAUUGGGAGGUUGCCUUUCGCAACUAUGGCCUUGCAAUGAGCGCCAUGCUGUCCAAACCCUCGGAUGAUCAGUCGGCCCAGCGGACCAGUCUCAUGUCGACCGUGCUGCUAGCCUGCUUCGACUCCUUUAUCGGUGAUCAUAAGCAGGCAAUACGACAGAUCCAAACUGGCCUUGGCCUGUUGGAGAAGCUCCGGGCGGAACGUAGGAGGGCAUUCGUUUCGAAGCCAGAGGAGCCCGUGGAGCAGGAUCUCAUCCAGAUGUUUACGCGUCUGGCUAUCCAAGCAAAAUCCUACGAUAUGGCCUUCCAUUUCCCCCAGCCAUUCGUUAUCCGCUUGACUCCCCAGACCGACCCUACAUCACCAUCGGCAUCGUCUGAUGGUGGGUCUCCUGUCUCGACAAACCAGUCACCUAUACCUGAUAGAUUCUCAUCACUCUUUGAAGCGCGUCUUGCCUGGGAUGCGCUUUGCGAAAAGAUGUUACGAUUUACGGAGACCAUGUUUCAAUUUACGAGCACAACGAGCCCUAUGGGUGUUUUGCCCAAGUCGCUCCAACAGUAUGGUUUGGGUUUCAAACAGGACAUCGAUGCUUGGUCUGAGGCUUUUGAGCCUAUCUUGGCUUCCAGAACCGCCCCGGGCAAGACUAGCCAGGAGAAAGCUGCCAUAUCGGUUUUGAAAAUGGCCCAGAUCAUGGGACAGAUUCUCUUCUUGAUGACUUUCAGUGAAAGCGAGUCUCAGUUCGACUCGUUCCUGCCGCAUUUCCGAGGCAUCGUUCAGCUGGCGGUUGAGGUUGUUGGCGAUGAAGAACGCGAGGCCGCUGCGAAGAGAUGCCCGAACCCCCAUUUUUGUGGCCAUCGAUCUUCUCAUGCUGAUAUCCUCGGUGGCGGCGAGUAUACUGCGAAACACAUCAAACCGAGCUUUAGCGCGGAUUUGGGCAUUGUUCCACCUUUGUAUCUCGUGGCUACAAAGUGUAGAGAUCGGAUAGUCCGGAGGCAGGCUAUACAGCUAUUGAUGAGUAGCUCCCGAAGAGAAGGUAUGUGGGACAGCGAACUUAUUGCGAACAUUGGCAUGUGGAUCAUGGCCAUCGAGGAGGAAGAUACCACGGGCGAUGAGUCCCCGCGUCCCACAACAAACUCAGCUGGAGCCUUUUCCAUGUCCAGCCCAGGCGCAAGAUCCAACGGGUCGAUCGAUUUCGACGAUGACCGGCCCCUCGGGCCAGGAGGCAAUGCUCGCUGGAACAGUACACGGCGGGAGAGUACCAUCUCCAACUCCAGCAGGAGUUCGAUCCCGGAAGAAAGGCGGGUCAUGGUCCGGGCUGUCGAUUUCGACUUGCGCCAACGCACUGCAAUGCUGAAAUGCGGCAGUCGCAACCUCACGCCUGGAAUGCCAGACGUGAAAACCCGAGUCAAGACAUUGACAUGGUGA
This is a messenger RNA of Neoarthrinium moseri, 2130 nucleotides long. RefSeq lists its product as uncharacterized. Gene Ontology annotation, biological process: regulation of DNA-templated transcription. The coding region runs from base 1 to 2130 and encodes 709 amino acids. Lineage: Eukaryota; Fungi; Ascomycota; Sordariomycetes; Amphisphaeriales; Apiosporaceae. Gene Ontology annotation, molecular function: DNA-binding transcription factor activity, RNA polymerase II-specific; zinc ion binding. The record is from RefSeq and is a predicted model, not a curated record. The transcript has 2 exons.